Messenger RNA from Oncorhynchus nerka (sockeye salmon), 2875 nucleotides. RefSeq lists its product as uncharacterized. Bases 1512 to 2036 code for a protein of 174 amino acids. NCBI's taxonomy places the organism in Eukaryota, Metazoa, Chordata, Actinopteri, Salmoniformes, Salmonidae. The transcript is spliced from 8 exons. The record is from RefSeq and is a predicted model, not a curated record.
ACAGUGAAGACACAGGAGCUGGAGCGAUUGAUGAGUUGAAUGGGAAUCAAUCCCACCAAGAGAGAGCUCCUUCAGAUGGCCAAAGAUGUGGACAAAGAUGGAAAAGGUACUUUUAACCAUGAGAGCUUCCUGGCUUUGAUGGCAUUGGUUCAUGAAAGCGCGAGGGGCCAACAUGCUGUGCUACGAGCUGCUUUCGAGGCUGAGGGAUAUAUCGAGUGGAAUGCCCUGAAGUAUGUGUUGAUGAAUGUAGGAGAACCACUGAAUGAGUUAGAGGCAGAGCAAAUGAUGGAGGCAGAUAAAGAUGGAUAUGGAAGCUUCGAUUAUGAAGAAUUUGUGAACAUGACUGGAGGCUCCUUCAAGAUGAGCUAAGUGAAUCAAAGAAGGCAAACAUGAAUAGGCAACAUUAUAUUGGUCAGGGUUGACAGUGUAGGUUACUGUUAUGAACAUCAUGCUUCACCGGUUUUGAUCAUGCAUGUUGAUAAAACAAGACAAUUGCUUUCAAUGUUGGUCUUGAAGCAUGCAGAUGUUUAUAUUUUAAUUCAUAUAGAGAUGUGGCUAUUACUAGCUUGUAUGCUGACUGAUUGACUUUUGAUGUAAAUAUAGUAAUUCAUAUGUAUGAUUUCUUAAAAUGACAACAACAAAACAUCUGUACAACCUUAAGGUACUUACUAUAUGAAUGAAAAGGGCUUGAGUGAAAGCACCUUGGCCUCACUGAGAAUCUCCAGUCCCUUGCCUUUUUAGAGGAUAUUCAUCAAAGGGUUACAUUUCCAAGGCCAGCCACCCCCUCUGCCUGAUAGCAUCUGGUCUGCCCAACCAAUAAAUCCCAUUCUCAUCCCUAAAGCCAGAUGGACAGCUCGGCGAGCCAACGGCAGCUGCCGCUUACACCCCAUCCGACCUAUCACAGGAGGGAUGGGGGCUUUGGAUCACAGGGCUAUGGUUGCAGAAUCCCUGGAGCUUCUACUGUUAUAUGAAACACAACAAGGGGCAAGGUAGGGGAACAGGUCUAAGGAAGCAAGGAGAGAUCGACAGAGAAUCCUUUGGAAGCAACCAGGGGUUGGGUUGCUUUGUAUGGAGUGGAGCUGCGGUGAGAACGAGUGUGUUUCCCAUGUAAACAGUCCCUCAGUCAGUGGAGCAGCUGCCUGCGUUACUGCUGAGGAGCAGGGAGAAGCAGAAGAGGAGGAGGUGAAGAGAGGGGGAAACGUUCCUUCUCCUUAAGAUAUUACGCCUCCUCUAUCUUGUUGCCUCCUACGGCUCCUUUUAAUUUGAAUUUUUUUAAAUAGUGCUUCUCCUACCACAUCGACGAAAGGUUCUGCCUGUAGAGUGUGUUCUGGUGUGCUCAAUGCAUUCCCAAAGCUUCAGUAUACCUCAGUCCAGAGAGAUACAACCUGUGGCUGUUGUGACACACAUGGGUGACUGAGAUACAGAAAAGAGACACAUUGAGACACCCACAGCAGUGGAACACAACAAGACAGCUCUCUACAUUCCUCGGUUGUUUUAUCUCAGCUGAAACCAUGGAUUCGACCAUGGUCAAAACCACCGCUAGCUUUCUCUCCACUGUCUCCAGCAUGACCCCCACCUCCAUGACCUCCCUCCUCGCCGUUACCACAGACGCAAGGAUGGAACGGGACAAUGUCACCGCAUCCAGAACAACACUCAUGACCAGUACCAUUACUAUAACAACAACCAACGAGACAAGCUACAACGCCACCAAGCUGUCAGAGGUGGCGUUAGAAGGCCCGGGGAUGGGCAUGGUGCUGGUGCCCUUUGGCAUCAUCACUGUAAUUGGCCUGGCAUUGGUCAUGAUGUUGUAUAUCAGGAAACGGAAGAGACUGGAGAAGCUGAGGCACCAGCUGAUGCCCAUGUAUAACUUUGACCCGGCAGAGGAACAGGAUGACCUGGAACAGGAACUACUGGACCACAACCGGGACGGCAACCUCACAGGAUCCAAUAACAAGACUCUCACGACCUCCCAGGGGACGACGCAGAGGCCCAGUCGCCUGGUCUUCACAGACGUAGCCAACGUUCUCAAUGCAUAACAGCACUCUUCCAUGCAUGAGAGGGGACUGGGGGGACUGGGGACUAGCUGUCCCAUCAUAGAGAUCUGUCGCUCAGGAAAAAAAAAAAGGAAAACUGGAUUGAAGGCCAUGGAAACAGACUGAUGUUUGGAGUAUGUUUUUUUCAGGGUGGGCUAUAAGGGAAUUCUGAUGUUUUAGUUGUGGCGUAGUCUUAUUUUCAUUGUCUACAGUUUAUAACUUGUUGUCAGUGACUGAGUUGGGAAUUAUGGGGAAAGGAUGCGAGUAAUGAUUUUGCACUGGUUGUUAUUGGUUGCACAAAUACUUCCAAGUGUGGUGCAUUGUGGGAUCGCUGUCUUUCUCUGCAGUUCUAGUGAUAUUGGUGGCAGAAUUGCUGGAGCUCCCACCUCGUUCUCUAAUGAGAACGUUGUCUCGAAUGUAUUAUUUAUUUUCCACACGUUUGUAUUUUGCUGCUAAAUGUAGACAACCACAUUGGACAAGUGACUCCCUCUAAAACGGGUUAUGCUCAAUGUUGAACUGCUUCCAUAAGGGUGGUGGAUUAGAGACCUGGACGUUCUGCACAUUGGAAAACUAGAACACAACAUCAGGAGAUCUGGAGAACUAUUACUGCUGCAGGACAAUGCCUGGGGAACUGUAACCCACCUAGUGUACACUACUAUACUGUAAUGUACCCACACACACGUCCAAAAUGUGUCCUUCAGCACUUACGCCUCUAUGGGGACUCUCCAUUUGCCAUCAGAGUAUUACUAGUAGUGUGUUUCCUCGAUAACAAGUAAUAAAGCAGCUGCAUUGGUUUCUAUACACUAAAACAGAGUAUCUAAACCACAGUAUUUUGACGAUCA